GAGUGCCAAUCAGUUCCCAUUCAGUUCCCGAAGAGACAACAUGAGUGGUGACUAUGAGACCGGAGAUUACUAUAUCCGCCAUCGGAAGCUUCUCGAUCAGCCGGCGUUAUGGGAUUCCUUCCAGGACCCGCCCUCCAAAAGGGCAAGUGGCUCGGAUGCCGACUGGAAGAAGUUGCAGUUUUUCCUGAAACUGUUCAAGCUAUUCGUCUACCUCCUGGUCUUUGCGGUUAUUCUGGCAACAAGUGUGGCGGCUAACCUGGUUUAUCUCUACAUGGUUGGAAAUACGAGCGGAAGCGGGCCGCGGGUGCAGGUUUGCACCAAGUAUCUUCUCCUGACCGGAGAGGUGAUUGCCGCCCGGAACCGUUUGGAUCAAAUAGCCUGGGUCUGGGCCCUGGUCUUUGCCUUCGCCGCCCCCGAGCUCUUUACCUUUCUACGAGCCCUUCGGAUCUGUAUGUUCAAGCGGGAGCGCCGUCCCACCCAGCGGGAGGUCGCACUGGUCACGCUCUUCGAACUCCUGCACGUCGUUGGACUGGCACUGCUCACCUUUACCGUGCUCCCUGCCCUGGAUGUGACGCGGGGAGCAAUGUUGGGCUGCUGUGUCUGCUUCGUGCCCGCCCUGCUCAAUUUGCUGACGGGGAUGCGGCUACGCUGGAUUUCGGGCAACAACCUGGUAUUGAUCCUCUCCAUCCUUGCCCUGAUUGUCCAGGGAAGUGUCUUCCUGGUGUGGCCCGCGCUGAGCGACAAGCUUGAGGUGAAGCUGCUGGUCCUGCCGCUGGUGCUCGUAUCGUUCCGCUGGUGGGAGAACUUCGCCAACCCGCACGAGGCCAUCGCCAACAUCAUCCGCACCAUCCGCUGCACGCGAUCCCGCUACCACACCUACCUCUACCUGGCACCCCUGAAGGUGGUGGUUUUUGCAGGCGUGGGCUUUCUGCUGCAUGGUCAGGACUUCUUUUCGUACUUUUCCCUGUUUUUGGAUGCCUGGAGGCCCCACUUCAUUACCCUAGUGCAAACCAACGGCGGGAAUUCCAGUGCACUCAACUCAACCCAUCAGGCCAACUCAUCAGUCAGGAGUUCAAUGCAAUCUAACCCAAAUGCCAUGGUCUAUGCGUUGGCGGCCCAGGUGGGGGCGGCGUACCUCUGCCACGUGUUCGGCAAGUUCGCCUGCAAAAUCAAGAUCCAGGUGUUCAGCUGUGCCCUGCCUCUCACCCUGGCUGGACCCGUUACCGUCUGCCUGGCCACCUUUCUGGCCCAGCUGAGGGCCUCGGACUCUUGUGCCUUGCACGGUCUCCUGCCGGACUACCUCGGGCUGAGGGCGCUAGGCGGGAAUCUGGAAGAACUGGGCCAUGCGUGCCUGGAGUGGGCUCUGUGGCUGUGGCCACUGUGGUGGCUGGCCCAGGUGUGGACCUGCCUGCACAUCUGGCAGCCGCGCAACGACAAGAACGCCCCCACCGAGAAGCUCUAUGUGUGCCCCUGGUACUGCGGCCUACUGGUGGACCAGUGCUCGAUGAUGAACCGCCGCAUUGUCGACUGGAGCGAGGAGUAUCUGGCCAUCAAGAGCGAGCCCCCCGCCCCGAUCGACCCCAAGCCGGCUCAGACGGAACGCAUCACGGCCAACUCGGAAGUCCGGGAGGAGGACAAGGUGCCACAGUUGAUUGUGUGCGCCACCAUGUGGCACGAGACCGAGGACGAGAUGAUGGAGUUUCUCAAGUCGAUUUUGCGCCUGGAUGAGGAUCAAUGUGCCCGCCGCCUGGCGAAGGAAUAUCUCAAGGCGGAAGACGAGUACUAUGAAUUGGAAACUAAUAUCUUCUUCGACGAUGCCUUUAUACUAGACCCUCAAAAAUGUGAAAACAAGCGUAAUCCCCCGAUGAACGACUAUGUGAAGACCCUCAUCAACACCAUAGACAAGGCGGCCUUUGAGGUGUAUGGCGUAAACAUAAGGAUUAAACCUCCUCUGAAGAUUGAUACACCGUACGGUGGUCGGUUGGUUUGGACUCUUCCGGGCCGCACCAAGAUGGUGGCCCACCUGAAAAACAAGGACCAAAUUCGACACAAGAAGCGCUGGUCUCAGGUGAUGUACAUGUACUAUUUGCUUGGUUAUCGGAUCAUGGAUACGGUGCAUCUGCAUCCGCGUCGGAAGGUGGUGAUUGCAGAGAACACGUUUAUCCUGGCACUGGACGGAGAUAUCGACUUCCAGCCCAGGGCCGUCCACUUGCUGAUCGACCGGAUGAAGGCGGUGGAGGAACUGGGAGCCGCCUGCGGGCGGAUCCACCCAGUGGGGAGGGGACCGAUGGUGUGGUACCAGCGGUUCGAGUACGCCAUCGGCCACUGGCUGCAGAAGGCCACGGAGCACGUCAUCGGCUGCGUGCUCUGCAGCCCCGGGUGCUUCAGCUUGUUCCGUGCCAGCGCCCUCAUGGAAAACAGCGUCAUGAAGCGCUACACGAUGAUCAGUUCGGAGGCCAUGAAAAUGGUGCAGUACGAUCAGGGCGAGGACCGCUGGCUUUGCACCCUGCUGCUGAAGGCGGGCUCCCGGGUGGAGUACUGCGCCGCCUCGGAUGCCUACACCCACGCUCCGGAGAGUUUCAACGAGUUCUACAACCAGCGACGCCGUUGGGUGCCCUCCACCAUUGCCAACAUCUUCGACAUCCUCGCCGAUGCCAAAACGGUCGUACAGAAGAACAACUCCAUCUCCACGAUGUAUGUGUGGUACCAGGGCAUGCUGAUGAUCGGAACGGUCCUGGGCCCGGGCACCAUUUUCCUUAUGAUGGUGGGCGCCCUAGUGGCCGUAUUCACCAUCAACAUCUGGACCGCAUUUCUGUGGAACUUCUUUCCCCUACUACUCUUCAUUUUGUCAUGCGUCUACCUAAAGCAGAAGUACCAGCUGCUUAUAGCGUUCGUGAUCAGUUCCAUCUACUGUCUGGUGAUGAUGGCGGUCCUCAUUGGUAUCAUUGUCCAGAUGCUGGAGGAUGGUCCAUUGGCACCAGCGUCGCUCUUCUUCCUUUUGGUGGCUGUGCAGAUAACAAUUGCAGGCUUUAUGCAUCCUCAGGAGUUCUGGGCCCUUCUCUGCGGCGUCAUCUACUACAUCACCAUUCCCUCCAUGUAUAUGUUGCUGAUGAUUUACUCGGUCUUCAACAUGAACGACGUUUCCUGGGGCACCCGCGAAGCACCCACAAUAAAGGACGACGGCCAGGAGACGUCCAAUGGAGCUAAAAACUAUCCACAUGGUUGGCUGAAUGAUCCACUGCUUGUAAAUUCAGAGCUGGGGGAAAUACCGAUAAAGGAGAACAAAUUCUGGAAGGAUGUGAUUAAGGAGUACCUGAAGCCUCUGGAGCUAAGUCGGGAGCAAAAACAGCUGAUGGACGAUGGUCUGAAGGAGCUGAGAAACAUGAUUGCCUUCGCCUUCGUGAUGGUGAACGCGAUUUUCGUCCUAAUUGUGUUCCUACUGCAGUUGAAGAAGGAGUUCCUACACUUGAACUGGCCCAUUGAUCCGAGGGAUUUUAUUACUUUUAACAGGGAGAACCUUCAGCUGGACAUUUACCGAGAGUAUAAGGAGCUGGACCCCAUCGGACUCUGCUUCGUGAUAUUCUUUGGCCUGAUCCUCAUCAUUCAGUUCAUAGCCAUGUUCUUCCACCGCUUUGCAACGUUGUGUCAGCUGCUGGCUACCACCCACGUAGACUGGUUCCGGUCUAAUGGACAGUUCACGGACGAGGACGCCGCCCACGAGUUGAAGGGCAGUGCUGUGAAUAUAGUUCGCAGGCUGCAACGUCCCAAGAGACUCUUCGAAGAGGAUGACGAGGAUGAGCCCCACUACGACGAGGUGUUGCCGAAUGGGAGGGAGGGAUCUGGGGAGUAUCGGGAUGGCUCACAUCGCCGCCAAACUAUUUGCCGACUCACCGAGAACCCCAAUAGGUCCCAGAGCGACAACAGCGACUUGGUCUUAAACUUUAAGCGUCGCUUUUUGGGCGAAGAUGAUCUGACUUUGAAGAACGUGCUUCUGAAUCGAAAGUCGCAGAUGCUCUUCCAGCAGCGCCGAUCCAAGGCAAAGGCGGCGGCCACGCCGGGAGGAACUCCCACGCCCAUGGCGGGAACUCGCCCGCCGAUGUUAGAGAGCCCGGAGAAGAGAAGAUGUAGGAUCUUUUGCUGUUGCCCAUUUUCUAAACCCAAUGGCUUCGAAUCCUACGACAAUGAUGGCUAUGAGGAAACCGGUUUUUAGUCCGGGAGCGUCCCUUUUCCUCCAAGUAUUACCAAGAGAAUCUGCAGCGUAUCCAACUCCUUAUCUUAGAGCUAUUCCAUAUCAUAUUCCCAGAGACCGGAGGUGGUCUGAGAUGCUGACCUACU
Molecule: messenger RNA, 4335 nt
Organism: Drosophila bipectinata
Lineage: Eukaryota; Metazoa; Arthropoda; Insecta; Diptera; Drosophilidae
Source: RefSeq, a predicted model, not a curated record